GGAGGCGCUCCGGCUGCUCAGGGCUGCGCUACGUGCUGGAACUAGUAACUGAUGACUUUGCUUGAGUAGUCAGGGGUGGUGAAAAAAAACAACAUUUUAUUUUAUUUAUUUUUUUCUUGUUCCUGACAGCAACAGGGAGACUUGUUCCAGAAUGCGGCGUUGUUGCUGAUCACCUUCACGGCAGCUGUCUGUCUCUGUUUGGACUCUGACUGGGAGGGACGCACAAGGACAAAAUGCCACAGCGGAAAUCACUCACCCUGUCCUGUCUCAGAAGAAGGGACAACAAACCCUGAUCAUCCCUUUUUUAAAAACAUCCACUUUGGAUACACCUCUUCUCAUAUUGGAUUUUUUUUUCUUUAAUUCUAACAGUUUUCCAUCSGUGAGGAGCAGUGAGUCACUGCAGGCAGGAGGCGAGCCGCUGCAUCCUAAUCAGACAGCGGAGAGGACUUCAGCUCAUUGACAUUACAGUCAGACUUUGGAGCACUUUUUUCCCCUCGCUGCGCUGCGCUGUAGAGCGCGUGUGCGUCGGAGGAGAAGGGGGAUACGGGUGGAACCUACAGUGAGAAAUAAAACUCCCUGAAACCAGAAUGGAAAUGACAAUUCUGAUUUGACACUUGUCUGUUUUUUUUUUCUUCCAACUAAUGGAGCAGUUUCUCUUGGUGUAUGAGUGAACACUUGCAAUGACUAUUCUGUUUGGAGUCUGGAUCUCGAUUAUUGUUCAGAUGAGUCUGGGUGCUCAGCUGAAUAUAAAUUAGACUUUCACUACCACAGAUUGCUUGGAGAGGAAGAAAGCAACACAGCAAAGACAAUCUGCAAAAGACAAAUGUCGAUGCAACACAUGAUGAACAGGACUUCUAAUUUGAUCCGUAAUAACAAAAAUACCAAAUCCGAUCAAAAUAUCAACAGGUCAUAGAAAGAGGAACCACUGCACAGAUUUGAGCAGCUUUCAGUGAGAGGAGAUGCAUCUUUCUAUUUUCUUUUUCCUCCUCUUGUGGGCUCAAGCCCUGACAUUGAAAAACUUGAAUUACUCUGUCCCGGAGGAGCAGGGUCCAGGAACGGUGAUUGGGAACAUAGCCAAAGAUGCCAAGCUUGGACUCGAACAAAUUGGGCAGGGAGGACAGGGAAAGAAAGCCAACUUCAGAGUGCUGGAGAACUCGGCCCCGCAUCUCAUCGACGUGGACCCUCAAAGCGGACUUCUGUACACAAAGCAGCGCAUCGACAGGGAAACAUUGUGUAAGAGAAGCCCCAAGUGCCAGCUCUCCAUGGAGGUGUUUGCCAAUGACAAGGAGAUAUGCAUGAUAAAAAUAGACAUUCAGGACAUUAACGACAACUCGCCUAUUUUUCCUUCAGAUCAGAUUGAUAUUGACAUUUCUGAAAAUGCAGUGCCAGGGACACGUUUUCCCUUGACCAGUGCACAUGACCCUGAUGCAGGGGAAAAUGGCCUGAAAACCUAUCAAAUAACCCGCGAUGACUACAAUCUGUUUUCCUUGGAGGUAAAAUCCAGAGGGGAUGGGACCAAAUUCCCAGAAUUAGUUAUUCAACGGCCACUGGACCGAGAAGAACGAAGCCAUCACACUCUUAUUUUGUCGGCCACCGAUGGUGGAGAAUAUCCUAGAUCAGGGACUAUGCAGAUAAACGUUAAAGUUAUUGAUUCCAAUGACAACAGCCCAGUGUUUGAUCAGCCAUCAUAUGUCGUAGAAAUCCCUGAAAAUUCUCCUCCUGGAAAAGUCUUGAUUGAUUUAAAUGCCACAGAUCCUGAUGAAGGAAACAAUGGUCAGGUGGUCUACUCCUUCAGUGGUUAUGCCCCAGAGAGAAUCCGGGAGCUGUUCUCUAUAGACUCAAGAACAGGGGUGAUAAAGAUUCAGGGUGAAAUUGACUAUGAAGAGAGCCCAGUUAUUGAGAUUGACGUCCAGGCUAAGGAUCUAGGUCCCAAUCCAAUCCCAGGCCAUUGUAAAGUCACUGUGAAAGUGCUUGACAGGAAUGAUAACUGGCCAUCUAUAGGCUUUGUGUCUGUGAGACAGGGAGCCAUCAGUGAAGCAGCACCCCCAGGCACUGUCAUUGCUCUGGUUCGUGUCACCGACAAGGACUCAGGCAGGAAUGGGCAGCUUCAAUGCAGAGUGCUGGGUAAUGUCCCUUUUAAACUUGAGGAGAACUAUGAUAACUUCUACACAGUGGUGACAGAUAGGCCCCUGGACAGAGAGGCUACGGAUGAGUACAAUGUCACCAUUGUAGCUAAAGACAAUGGACUUCCUCCUCUGAACUCCACAAAAUCUUUCACAGUCAAGAUUCUUGAUGAGAACGACAACAUUCCUCGCUUCACUAAGGCUGUCUACCUUCUUCAGAUUCCCGAGAACAACAUCCCUGGGGAAUACCUUGGCUCAGUUUUGGCACAUGACCCAGAUCUUGGCCAGAACGGCACAGUAUACUACAGCAUAAUCAACUCCAAUGUGAGUGGGGGUGAUGUCAACACAUAUGUUAAUGUAAAUGCAGCUAAUGGGGCCAUUUAUGCAGUCAGAUCAUUCAACUACGAACAAAUAAAGUAUUUUGACUUCAAAGUCCUUGCUAAAGAUGCAGGAUCUCCACACCUGGAGAGCAACYCCACAGUGCGCAUUAGUGUUCUGGAUGUCAACGACAACAUCCCGGUCAUAGUUUUACCGCUUCUCCAGAACGACACCGCUGAAAUCCACGUUCCACGGAAUGUUGGUGUCGGCUACAUCGUCACCACUGUGAGGGCGGUGGAUAACGACUAUGGUGAGAGUGGGAGGCUCACCUAUGAGAUWUCUGACGGAAACGAGGAGCAUCUCUUUGAGAUUGAUUCGGUAACUGGGGAAGUCAGAACAGCCCACCCAGURUGGGAUGAUGUAAGUCCCAUUGUGGAGCUGAUCAUUCGUGUUUCUGACCAUGGCAAGCCAACUCUAACCGCCGCCGCCCGCCUCAUCAUCAAGGCCUCYAACGGGCGUCCUCCUGAUGGACUCCCACACAUGAAAGACAAUCAGAACUGGGACAUGUCMCUGCCUCUUAUUGUGACUCUAAGCAUCAUAUCUAUCAUGCUUCUGGCUGCCAUGGUGACCAUAGCGAUUAAGUGCAAGCGGGAAAACAAGGAGAUCCGAACUUAUAAUUGUCGCAUUGCAGAGUACUCGCACCCUCAGCUGGGGAAAGGCAAGAAGAAGAAGAUUAACAAGAACGACAUCAUGCUGGUGCAGAGCGAAGUGGAGGAGCGGGAUGCCAUGAAUGUGAUGAAUGUGGUAAGCAGCCCCUCACUGGCCACCUCUCCCAUGUACUUUGACUAUCAGACACGCCUGCCACUAAGCUCACCAAGGUCAGAGGUCAUGUACCUCAAGCCCACUGCCAAUAACCUCAGCGUGCCCCAAAGCCACGUGGGAUGCCACACCAGCUUCACAGGCCCAGUCACCAGCACUACAGACACACCUACUAACCGCAUGUCCAUCAUACAGACGGACAAUUUCCCCACUGAGCCUAAUUAUAUGGGCAGCAGACAACAGUUUGUUCAAAGUAGUUCAACGUUCAAAGACCCGGAGCGAGCGAGCCUCAGGGACAGCGGCCAUGGCGACAGCGACCAGGCCGACAGCGACCAGGACACCAACAAAGGCUCCUGUUGUGAUAUGUCGGCAAAAGAAGCUCUCAAGRUAAAAGCUUCAGGUGUGAAACCACCACCUAUGGAGCAAGAUGAGGAUUGUGUGAAUUGUACYGAGGAGUGCAGAGUACUGGGUCAUUCCGACCGCUGCUGGAUGCCUCAGUUCCCUGCUGGUGGGAAUCAGGCGGAGGGCGUAGACUACCGCAACAACAUGUUUGUGCCAGCCGGGAUGGAGGCGGUACCCGAGACAGAGACUUACGAGACCGUCAAUCCCAACGGCAAGAAAACGUUCUGUACUUUUGGCAAAGAGAGGCGCGACCACACCAUCCUGGUCGCCAACGUCAAGCCCUACUUGAAAGCGAAGCGUGCCCUCAGCCCACUGCUCCAGGAGGUCCCCUCGGCCUCGGGCAGCCCCACCAAGGGCUGCUCCGUGAUGCCUCCCUGCUCCUCGGUCAAAGGCCCGGCYGACGGGGCCGAAGGCAGACCUCCUCCGGCCAGCUGCUCCGGCCACUACGGGCCUCCCGACGGCCAGUACCUGUCGCCCACCAAACAGAGCAGAGACCAAGGGGUCUACCCGCCUUUGCCUCCCUCGGACCCGGUGGCCAAGGUGCURGCGGAGGCCCGGUCCAGGAUCAGUAAGGAAGCGGCGGGCGAAAUGGAGCGAGUCCUGGAGCAGGCGGAGCCGGAUUCCAGCCGCGACGGGAUGGACGCUGACCAGGUUGUGAGGGACAUCGACAAACUCUUACAGGAUUGCAGAGAGAGCGAGACCACCGGCACGCUCAGAAAGUGACACACAGGACGCCAGCAGAAGGAAAUAGAGGAGUACUUUUCUUUUCUUUUUUUCUUUUUGAGAACUCCCAUGCCAAAACUCUCACCAAAACAAAUUGGCUUCUAUAAUAGGGGCUGUUUUCACUGUAUUUGUUGUAGAAAAAGUACCAACGUUGGACAAACAUUGUAUUACGUCAGUCGUGCAGCACCAGCUCCGGUGCUGAAACUACCAACACAAUGGAACUGACGUGACUUUUUCUGGUUUUAUAGACUUUUUGUUAAGCAAACUGCAGGGGUCUCUGCCUCUGGCACCUCGCAAGCUCUUAUCUAAGUGCCCACCAGCUCAUGUGUGUMUUGUUCAUGGUCUCUCGUGAAAUCCUACAUAACUUUGUGUGUAGGUGGAUUUUCUGUUCCCUGUGUUGGACAUCAAAAAGUGGAAGAAAAAAAAAGGGACUAUUUAUGGUCAGACGUGACAAUCGAUGUGGAAAAAGAGAAACAAAGGCUAAUCUGUUCAGGACAGCGAAAAGGCCGAAAUACACAAUAAACCUUAUGUUUGUUUUUUMUUUUUUMGGGUUUUUUUUMGAAUUAAAUCUACUAUAGGUGUAGUGUGCGAUGAACCAGACCUGUCCCAGUGGAGGAUUUAUCAGUGGGGGAGUGUGUUGUUAUGGACCUGGGGUUCAGUCCUCUUCUGAAGGAGUUAUUAACAGUGUAACCAUGUUCCACCUGUCAUAUGUAACUACAUGUGUAAGCUGUGUCUGUCUCACACCUCUAUUUAAAUGUUCAUGUUGCUGAGCAGUGUCGCCGCACACACACACACACUGCUGUCCCACAUGUGCACUACAUGUUGCUCAUACUGAUGCCACACACACGUCAAACCACAAGAACACUUACACACAACUGCCCAUCUGUGGAACUGUCUCCUACAUGUACAUCAUCAGCUUUUAGUCCCUCGUGUACAGUGAAUUAUCAUGUGUGACUACGCCUUAAGGCAAUCAGACGUUGUAUAAAAAGGGACAUUUUUUUUCCUCAACUGUGAAAAGAUAAUAUCUAUAUGGUAAAUAUAGAUGGCUGUAUGUAUGAAUCCAUGUAUAGUCUCCAAAUAUCAACAGAUAUUUAUACAUUUUUUAAGAAAAAAAAGUAGGAAAUGAGCAUUUUAACAGCGUGUCCUGUAGUUAAGGUCAGCUGCAGGAUAUUCAAAGUAACGAACUGCAAAGGACACUGCCAUUGUUCUGAAGACAAAUAUCCAAAAGUGAGAAGAAACAAGAAAAUGUCCCUUCACAUUAUCACUAUACAUAAUAUCAUUAUAUGUGUAUAUGUAUCCAAUUUAGAUGUGUUUACAUAAAAAACUGACAUAUUUUUUAUUGAUUUUUCUGCAAUUUCUGUGCAUUUGAGCCAAAUUGUUAUGUGUACAAAAGCUAUAUUGUGUAUUUUAUUAAAUUAAUAUAUUGUUGUGUUGCAAUAUACAUGGGCUUAUAUUGUAAUUGGCAAAAGUUGCCUUAGUAGCUGUCGAACUCUGUGAGUUUGCUUUAGUUUGGGUUUAUCUUGGGUGUUUCUGUUUUUAUUUUUAAUUUUUCCUUCACAUCUCUGUUCUGCAUCUUUGCAGGCUGGCUUCAGUGCUUUUCAAGAUGUCGUCUGUUUUUUUGCCCUUAGAUCCAGCUGGAUCAAAUACAAUAACUGUUAAAAAGCAUAAAUAAGCCAGCUGAUCUAAUAUGAUACAAAUCAAACCAAUAACAAAAAGCAACAACCACAAGAAGAAAAAAAAAACAAGAAAAAAAAAACAGUUUGACUAUUUUUACUGAGCAAAUUUUUAUAAGGCAGCUAUUUUCUUUAACAAUAACUAGUCUGCAUAGUUUCUGUUUAUUAUGUUUCUACUUUCUUUCCAAAAAAGGAAAAAAAUAAGAGAAAAGAAUAGAAACCUGCCAUAUGGAAAGUGGAGUGGUUUCCUUGGUGAUCAUGAAACUGCCUUACCGUCUCUGCAGAGAGCUUGUUGUAUCUGUGGAGCUUUGUGACUGCUUCUGAAGCCCCGGUCCACUAGAAUGUGCAUUUUCUACCAAGGACCAAAAGAGGUUCUUUUCGCAGCAGUCCAUGUUGUUUAUGUAUGUCCUCCUCAACACGUUUUAAUUCUCAUACGUUGCAGUGAAACUUGAUAUCRGGUCUCUGAAGUUGCUUUGGAUUUAUGUCUUAGCUGGUUAGCUACAUGGUUUUUAAAAACCAGAUGUUUUCACAUUCAGGAUUUAAUAAUAAAAACAAAACAUUUAUUUUUGAAAGUUCUGGCACAUUUCAGCUCAUCUCUGGAAUAAUAGCAGGGGUGCUUUUUUCUAAUAAUCCCUAGUGGUAAAAAAAAAAUAUAAAAUUAAAUAAAAACAAAAACAUUGAA
Molecule: messenger RNA, 6740 nt
Organism: Austrofundulus limnaeus
Lineage: Eukaryota; Metazoa; Chordata; Actinopteri; Cyprinodontiformes; Rivulidae
Gene: pcdh17
Product: protocadherin 17
Exons: 5
Coding region: 960-4385 (1141 amino acids)
Biological process (GO): homophilic cell-cell adhesion
Cellular component (GO): plasma membrane
Molecular function (GO): calcium ion binding
Source: RefSeq, a predicted model, not a curated record